This is a messenger RNA of Tilletiaria anomala UBC 951, 477 nucleotides long. RefSeq lists its product as uncharacterized. The record is from RefSeq and is a predicted model, not a curated record. The transcript has a single exon. Bases 120 to 422 code for a protein of 100 amino acids. NCBI's taxonomy places the organism in Eukaryota, Fungi, Basidiomycota, Exobasidiomycetes, Georgefischeriales, Tilletiariaceae.
GGACGCCUUUUAAACGAACUCGCCUGAUGAUGAGGCACGCUAACUGCAUGCCAUACGCCUGCCUCUCACGGGUAUGACUAUGCAAUACCACCGGUACGUACACGGGAAGGUGGGAGUCUAUGCGCAUGCAGCCCGCCCCUAACCCUCUAUACACUCUGGAGCCAGCAUGGCGUCGCAACUUGCAGGUCUGGCGCCAGGCGCAAGCAGCAGCUCUUGUCGUGGUCAGCAUAGCCCUGGCCAUCAGCGCCCAGCGAAAAGCAAGAGGAAGUAGCCUCACGGAGUCUCCGGUGCAAAGUGCACGCGCCCACACGAAUACUUGUUGCGGAGCGAACAAGCGCAGUCGGACGAGCUUCGGGAAGAGAGCUGAGAGGGCGCACUGCGCACCACUUCUCUUAACCGCUGUUCCAGCAGGGGUGCGCUAGUGGUCCACUCUAACUCCUAAGGAUGAGAAAAAAAGCGUCUGGAUCUAUACGUUGG